CGACUCUAAAUAUAAUAAUGAAGGCCAAUCUACAAUUUAACAGCCCCCAAGCUCCAAGAUCUUUCCCAGCUCAGAGUUUGAAGUAUGGAUCCUAUAACGCUCGUCAUCAUAUCAUUAAUUUGCAUCUCGGUCCUGAAAUUUAUAUACUCCAUCAUAUGGAUCCCACGGAGGAUCCAAAACCAUUUCAAAAGGCAAGGAGUAACAGGGCCUGGCUACCAUCCACUCUUUGGGAAUUCAGCUGAGAUCCUGCGUUUGUUCGAAGAAGCAAAGUUGAAGCCAGAUACAGUUGACCACCACGAUAUCCUCCACCGAGUGGCUCCCUUCUACCAUAAGUGUUCCGGUAUGUAUGGGACGCCGUUUUUGUAUUGGUUCGGGUCGAAACCCAGGCUGGGGAUUUCGGAUCCUGAUAUGAUCAAGGAGGUAGCCAUGAGCACGGCCGGGUCGUUUGAGAAGAUGCGGUUUAACCCCAUGUCCAAGAUGCUCUUCGGACAAGGACUUCUUGGAUUGAAAGGUGAAGAAUGGGCCAUGCAUAGGAGGAUUGCAAACCAGGCUUUCAAAAUGGAUAGAGUCAAGGGUUGGGUACCUGAAAUUGUAGCUGCAACUACGAAAAUGCUCCAGAAAUGGGAGGAAAAAAGAGGUGGGAGAAAUGAAUUCGAAGUGGAAGUGAAUAAUGAACUUCAUGACCUCUCAGCUGAUGUUAUAUCCAGAACAGCAUUCGGUAGUAGUUUUGAAGAAGGAAAACGUAUCUUUAUGUUACAAGAACAGCAGAUGGAGUUGUUCGUAAUGGCUGCGAGAAGUAUCUACAUCCCAGGGUUCAGGUUUUUGCCUACUAAAAAUAAUAGAGCGAGGUGGAGACUAGAAAAGGAAACUCGUGAAUCCGUAAGGGCACUGAUCCGGUCUAACAGCAAGAGAGGAGAAAGCCCUUCAAGUCUGCUUAGUCUUUUGAUGUCCUCGUAUAAGAAUCGGGAUGACAAAGAAGAGAGGCUAGAAGAGGAAGAAAUUAUAAACGAGUGCAAGACCUUUUACUUUGCAGGAAAAGAAACAGCUGCUAAUGCUUUAUCAUGGGCACUUCUCCUUUUGGCAUUGAAUCCGGAAUGGCAAGACAAAGCAAGAGACGAAGUGGUUCGCAUAUGCGGAACCGAUAAGCUUCCGGCUGCAGAGCAAUUGAGUGACUUAAAGAUUGUGAGCAUGGUAAUAAAUGAAACACUUCGACUAUACUCGCCGGGAGUGUCGUUGAUAAAGGAAGCACUCAAGGAUGUUAAGGUAGGAAGGCUCAAUGUUCCUGCAGGUACACAGCUUUAUUUGUCACUGAGUGCUGUUCAUCGUGACAUUGAUAUAUGGGGAGAAGAUGCUAACAAAUUCAAUCCCGCAAGAUUUAAAGAACCUCGAAGGCAUUUGGCCUCGUUUAUUCCAUUUGCCUUGGGGCCUAGAAAUUGUGUUGGGCAGAAUUUAGCGAUGGUGGAGAUGAAAAUAAUUCUAGCUAUGAUAAUCAGGCAAUACUCGUUGGAAGUGUCGUCAACAUAUGUUCAUGCCCCUAUGGUGUUCAUCACCCUGCAACCUCAAUAUGGUGUUCAAAUACUCCUAACAAGGAUUAUGAAAUAAAGAAUGGGUUUUAGAUACUCACAAGGACACUUCUUUAUCGAUGCAAAGUAUGGUAUGCUUUUUAAGGCUCUUGUGACCGUUGACUCGUAGUUGUUACAAGAGAUUGACGUAAUACUUGUUAAAGUAGCAACACUAGCAAUGUAACGUCUGUUGGUCUAGUUAAUUGUUUUAUGUUGAUUUAAUAAUUGAGCCUUUAUUAAAUGUUUAAUUUAAUCAGUUGUUCCUAUUUUUUAAUAUAAUGGUUUGUCAUGGGAUAUGUCCUUAGUUUUAAGGGUAAUGGUUUGUCAUUGGAUGCAAACCUAUAUAAAAUAUUCUGUUGGUUUCAGAAAUAA
Molecule: messenger RNA, 1934 nt
Organism: Gossypium arboreum
Lineage: Eukaryota; Viridiplantae; Streptophyta; Magnoliopsida; Malvales; Malvaceae
Product: cytochrome P450 734A1-like
Exons: 4
Coding region: 85-1602 (505 amino acids)
Molecular function (GO): monooxygenase activity; oxidoreductase activity, acting on paired donors, with incorporation or reduction of molecular oxygen; heme binding
Source: RefSeq, a predicted model, not a curated record